This is a messenger RNA of Bursaphelenchus xylophilus (pine wood nematode), 234 nucleotides long. NCBI's taxonomy places the organism in Eukaryota, Metazoa, Nematoda, Chromadorea, Rhabditida, Aphelenchoididae. The record is from the annotation of a GenBank genome assembly.
AUGUCGUCAUUAAAGCAGGAAAAGACCAAACACGGCAUGAAAGUCGCAUUCAGAGCUUUGGUCAAGCUCCAGGGACAUCUGAAAUUCAGCAAGUUCAAAAUGGUCAACAAAGACUUCAUGGAGAAGAUAGAAAUGGACGCAGUGGACAUGGUCGGCCCUCGUUUACACCCUCUGAAUGGGGUAAUCAAGUUUGGAAUGAGAUGUAUUAGCCAUUUGUUUGAAUUUGCCGUGUGA